AUGGCUUCAGAAGGAACUUCAACCAAUCCUGACAAUCUUCAAAAGAAUUAUGUUGAAGAGAAGGAAAAGACUGCUAAUCUUAAAAGAAAAAAUAUUUUACUUGAAAAUGAUUUGAAGAAAAUUCGAAAGACAGCAGACUCUGGCCAACAAAAUAAUGAAAUUGAAGAAAUUAAACGAAAAUAUCAACAAUUAAUAGAAGAAAGUAAUAAAAAAGAUGAGAAGAUUCUUUCUUUGGAGCAACAAAAGGCAAAGAAAAAGAAUAAGAGAGGAAAAAAAAAGUUUAAGCCUGGACGUCUCCAAAGAGAGAUGAUAAAGAAGGAAAAAGCAGCAGCAACUACAACAAGCGCGGAUGCUUCUUUGGACGAAGUUAAACAAUCUUUUGUCGAAAAAGCAAGUGACAGUUCUGAUGAUUCUGGUGAUGAAUUUGUUCAAAGUUCAAGCAAUAUGACCAAAGCUGUGGAUAAUAAUUUGAAUUAUGUGAAAUUUAUCCAAAUUAAAAAUGAAUGGAAAAAAGAAGAUGUCAAUACAUCUUGUGUUGAUUUGGAUUUUACUUUGGGAAAUGGCUAUGGAAAUGUAAUUGGCCGCGAAAAUAUUAAAUAUACAAAUAGUUUGGAUUGGAAAAAUGGCUAUGACAAAUUCGUUAAUGCUUCUGCAAAAAAUUUAUUCAAAAAACUACAAAAUUCUUUCUAUUCUCUUUAUUAUUUUGAAGUUAAAUGUAUUUUUGAAAAAGAAGAAAAUUUUAUGGGAAUUGAUCUUAGAAAUUUAAAUACAAGACAAAACAUCCUGUUUAUUGCAAGUGUUGGUACAAUAAAUGAAAGCGAGAAAAAUGAAGAAUUUGAACUUGAGAAUAAUUCUUAUAAUAAUAAUGAUGUUUUUGGUUGUGGAUUGGUAUAUCCUCCAAUCAAUAAAUUAAAUGAAGAAUUUCCUUAUAUUUUUUAUACACAAAAUGGAAAACAAAUUGGUAAAGGUAUAUUAUUAAAGAACAAUUCUGACUUAUAUGAACCUUCUGUUUCUCUAAAAUGCUGUUCAAUCAAAGCAAAUUUUGGAAAUAAUUUGGAGACUAAGCCGUUUAAAUAUGAUAUUUUGAAGCAUGAUGUUCUUAAAGAAUUUUAUUAA
Meloidogyne enterolobii is the source of this 1116-nucleotide messenger RNA. The record is from the annotation of a GenBank genome assembly. Lineage: Eukaryota; Metazoa; Nematoda; Chromadorea; Rhabditida; Meloidogynidae.